Messenger RNA from Manis pentadactyla (Chinese pangolin), 1707 nucleotides. RefSeq names its product SH2 domain containing 2A (gene SH2D2A). The transcript has 9 exons. Lineage: Eukaryota; Metazoa; Chordata; Mammalia; Pholidota; Manidae. Gene Ontology annotation, cellular component: cytoplasm. The coding region runs from base 121 to 1374 and encodes 417 amino acids. The record is from RefSeq and is a predicted model, not a curated record.
UGAGGCGACAUUUCCUGCUCCGGGGGGCUGGGGUGAGGAGAGAUGAGGUGCUGAGUGUGCACCCUAUUUGAGAGCACAUACACACACCCUGCUGGGGGGCUCCCUUCCUAGGCUGCCCCCAUGGAGCUCCCCCUGGCCCAGAUAUGCCCCCAAGGGAAUCAAGAAGCCCCGACCCCAGCCUUCAGCACCUUCCAGCCCGUGGGCUUGUCUCGCAGGAGCUGCCAGGGCCUGAGUUUGCUUUUGGGGUCCAGACUCCAAGCCCUGCAGGCGGAGGCCCAGCCUAGCCCCAGGAGCCUGGGUGUCCCCACUGUGGCAGGCCCCCAGGUCCCAGGGGCUGCCUCUAGCCCAGAGGACUCUGGGAAGGCUGAGGAGGUGCCUAGGGAAGGAGGCCAGGCGCUGCAGGCCACGACCCGGGCUUGGUUCCAGAAGACCCAGGCCCCCUGGCUCCUGCAGCACGGGGCAGCCCCUGCCUGGUUCCAUGGCUUCAUCACCCGGAGGGAGGCCGAGAGGCUGCUGGAGACCAAGCCUCAGGGAUGUUACUUGGUGCGGUUCAGUGAGAGCGCCGUGACCUUCGUGCUGACUUACAGGAGCCGGACUUGCUGCCGCCACUUCCUGCUGGCCCAGCUUGGGGACGGGCGCCACGUGGUGCUGGGCGAGGACAGCGCCCACACGCGGCUGCAGGAUCUGCUGCGCCACUACACGGCGUGCCCACUCAGCCCCUACGGGGAGACGCUCACCGAGCCCCUCGCCCGCCAGACUCCUGAGCCCUCAGGACUUUCCCUAAGGACAGAAGAAUCAGACUCUGGGAACCAAAGCCAGGACCCUCUCCCUCAGUACAGCCCAAUCAUCAAAAAGGAGCAGACCGCAGCCUCCAAAGAGGCUGCCGGGAAGCCCAAGGAGCCUUCCCCGCUGCCCAGACCCAAGCCUCCUGUCCGCGCCAAACCACAGCUGCCCCCCGAAGUCUACACGAGCCCCACGCAGAGACCCCGGCCGACCCCUCCCCCCAAGCCCGCCGCCCCCAUCUACCAGGAGCCUGAGGAGCCCAUUGAUUUCUACGCCAUGGGCCGAGGCAGCCCCGGGGACGCCCCCAGCAACAUCUACGCCGAGGUGGAGGCCGAGGAGCUGGCAGGUGCUGAGGGCCCGCCGGGCAUCCCCCGGCACCAGGUCCUGAGGAAGUGCUGGUCCAGGCCUACCCCAGGAGGCCAGAAUCUAGGUGGCUGGCAAGUGCAUGCUGAGAACUCUGUAGCUGGACAGGGCUCUCCAGUGCCCCACCAGCACCUGCCCCACUUGAGGCACACGCUCCCCUGCAACCUUUCUAGACAGGUGCUUCAGGACAGAGGACAGACAUGGCUCCCCUUGGGGCCUCCUCAGUAGUCGGUCUUGGCCCCCCACAAAGAAUCCUGAAGAUCAGAGGAGCAGAUGUGAAGCCCGCUUCCUUUUGGGGAUAUGCAUGGUUCCCUCCCAGGAGUCCCCAAGAAUCCAGUGGCUUGGUGGCCUCUAGGGAAGUGGGCUAGGAGGGCCCUGUGGCUCCACUGCCCCUGCUUCCCCUCCUGGAGUCUGAUUUCCUCGGCCCUCUGAGCCUUUAGGCCUGGGCCCUGGUCCAAUGCUGCUGUUGUCUGAGGAACGGUUUGGCGAGAACAGAUGUUUGAACUUGUUUGUUGAUUCUUGUCUGGCUAAUAAAUCAUUGCCAACUGCCUCCCCCACAGG